This is a messenger RNA of Rotaria sp. Silwood2, 219 nucleotides long. The record is from the annotation of a GenBank genome assembly. NCBI's taxonomy places the organism in Eukaryota, Metazoa, Rotifera, Eurotatoria, Philodinida, Philodinidae.
AUGAAAGUAUUUCGAGGCUUCCGAUAUCGUGGACAAUGGUAUUUUCCGCCAAAUUUUCAAGGAAUAAAAAUAGCAGAUUAUGAUUUAUUUGAGUUAGCACGUGCACAUAUUGCAAGAAGAAAUUUAGAUUACUAUCACAACAAUCGAGCUACAGUAGAACAUCUCGUCGAAAUGGGAAAAUCAUGCAUUAAAAAUGGAUCAUUAUGGUAUCCUGACUAA